AGAUGGUUUUUAAUGUUUUUAAUCGAUAUUAUCACUAAUUAAAUACGUAAUUUCUGUGUGAGAACAUAAGAUUAUAGACAAUUCAACAAAAAUGGGAAAGAAUAAGAAGACUCGGAAGGUUGUUCUCCAGAGGUAUGCACAAAUGAAGAAAAUGAUUAGUCUAACAGACUCAAGAAUAAAACCAGAACUUCGUGCAGCAUCAAAAAAGAAAAAGAAAGAAGAUCCAACUCAGCUAAAAAUAACAGAAGCACCUCAGCAAUCUUCUGCAUUGUUUUUUCAAUACAACACACAAUUGGGACCGCCCUAUCACAUCCUGGUUGAUACGAACUUCAUAAAUUUUUCUAUAAAAAAUAAAUUGGAUAUUAUAGAAAAUAUGAUGGAAUGUCUUUAUGCGAAAUGUAUUCCAUACAUAACAGAUUGUGUGAUGGGUGAAUUGGAGAAAUUAGGUCAAAAAUAUAAAAUAGCUUUGAAGAUUAUAAAGGAUCCUAGGUUUGAGAGAUUAAAUUGUUUACAUAAAGGCACUUAUGCAGAUGACUGCAUUGUUAAUAGAGUAACUCAACACAAAUGCUACAUUGUUGCAACGAAUGACAAGGACUUGAAAAGAAGAAUACGAAAAAUUCCAGGCGUACCGGUAAUGUACGUCGCCCAACAUAGGUACACUAUAGAAAGAAUGCCAGAUGCAUAUGGAGCCCCUAAAAAAUAAGUUGAAACUGUUGGACUUGGUCAGUGAACCAAAGCUGCCGAUACGAUGCGUUCGCUUUUAUAUCUUAAUCUUUUUACUGUACAGUAUAGAUUAAUAAAAUACACAUUUUAUAAUAAAA
This is a messenger RNA of Ceratina calcarata, 821 nucleotides long. It is a transcript of the gene Bka, whose product is annotated as FCF1 rRNA-processing protein Bka. The record is from RefSeq and is a predicted model, not a curated record. The transcript has 5 exons. NCBI's taxonomy places the organism in Eukaryota, Metazoa, Arthropoda, Insecta, Hymenoptera, Apidae. The coding region runs from base 92 to 703 and encodes 203 amino acids. Gene Ontology annotation, cellular component: small-subunit processome.